Enhydra lutris kenyoni (northern sea otter) is the source of this 5014-nucleotide messenger RNA. Its product is annotated as glutamate ionotropic receptor kainate type subunit 3. The transcript has 16 exons. Lineage: Eukaryota; Metazoa; Chordata; Mammalia; Carnivora; Mustelidae. Bases 1 to 2760 code for a protein of 919 amino acids. The record is from RefSeq and is a predicted model, not a curated record. Gene Ontology annotation, biological process: modulation of chemical synaptic transmission; monoatomic ion transport; synaptic transmission, glutamatergic. Gene Ontology annotation, cellular component: plasma membrane; postsynaptic membrane; kainate selective glutamate receptor complex. Gene Ontology annotation, molecular function: kainate selective glutamate receptor activity; transmitter-gated monoatomic ion channel activity involved in regulation of postsynaptic membrane potential.
AUGACCGCUCCCUGGCGGCGCCUCCGGAGUCUGGUUUGGGAAUACUGGGCCGGGCUCCUCGUGUGCGCCUUCUGGAUCCCGGACUCGCGCGGGAUGCCGCACGUCAUCCGGAUCGGAGGAAUCUUCGAGUAUUCAGAUGGCCCCAAUGCCCAGGUCAUGAAUGCUGAGGAGCAUGCCUUUCGAUUUUCUGCCAACAUCAUCAACAGGAACAGGACUCUGCUGCCCAACACAACCUUGACCUAUGACAUCCAGAGGAUUCACUUUCAUGAUAGCUUUGAGGCCACCAAGAAGGCCUGUGAUCAGCUGGCCCUGGGCGUGGUGGCGAUCUUCGGGCCAUCACAGGGCUCCUGCACCAACGCCGUCCAGUCCAUCUGCAAUGCUCUGGAAGUGCCCCACAUCCAGCUGCGCUGGAAACACCACCCGCUGGACAACAAGGACACCUUCUACGUGAACCUCUACCCUGACUACGCCUCCCUCAGCCACGCCAUCCUCGACCUGGUCCAGUACCUCAAGUGGCGAUCGGCCACCGUGGUCUAUGACGACAGUACAGGGCUCAUCCGCCUGCAGGAGCUCAUCAUGGCCCCGUCGAGGUACAAUAUCCGCCUGAAGAUCCGCCAGCUGCCCCUUGACUCGGACGACUCGCGUCCGCUACUCAAGGAGAUGAAGCGGGGCCGGGAAUUCCGCAUCAUCUUCGACUGCAGUCACACCAUGGCCGCCCAGAUCCUCAAGCAGGCCAUGGCCAUGGGCAUGAUGACCGAGUACUACCACUUCAUCUUCACCACUCUGGAUCUAUAUGCAUUAGACCUGGAGCCCUACCGCUACUCAGGGGUGAACCUGACGGGGUUCCGGAUCCUCAACGUGGACAACCCGCAUGUCUCAGCCAUCGUGGAGAAGUGGUCCAUGGAGCGGCUGCAGGCGGCUCCCCGGGCAGAGUCUGGCCUGCUGGACGGCGUGAUGAUGACUGACGCGGCCUUACUGUACGACGCCGUCCACAUCGUGUCCGUGUGCUACCAGCGGGCCCCGCAGAUGACCGUGAACUCCCUGCAGUGCCAUCGGCACAAGGCCUGGCGCUUUGGCGGCCGCUUCAUGAACUUCAUCAAGGAGGCUCAGUGGGAAGGAUUAACUGGACGGAUUGUUUUCAACAAAACCAGUGGCUUACGGACAGAUUUUGAUCUGGACAUCAUCAGCCUGAAGGAGGACGGCCUGGAGAAGGUGGGUGUGUGGAGUCCUGCAGAGGGGCUCAACAUCACGGAGGUCGCCAAAGGCCGAGGCCCUAAUGUCACAGACUCUCUGACAAACAGAUCGCUCAUCGUCACCACCGUGCUGGAGGAGCCCUUCGUCAUGUUCCGGAAGUCUGACAGGACCCUGUUCGGGAAUGACCGCUUCGAGGGCUACUGUAUCGACCUGCUCAAGGAGCUGGCCCAUAUCCUAGGCUUCUCCUACGAGAUCCGGCUGGUGGAAGAUGGCAAGUACGGGGCACAGGACGACAAGGGCCAGUGGAACGGCAUGAUCAAGGAGCUCAUCGACCAUAAGGCAGAUCUGGCUGUGGCCCCCCUGACCAUCACCCAUGUCCGCGAGAAAGCCAUCGACUUCUCCAAGCCCUUCAUGACCCUCGGUGUGAGCAUCUUGUAUCGAAAGCCCAAUGGCACCAACCCCAGUGUCUUCUCCUUCCUCAACCCCCUGUCCCCAGACAUCUGGAUGUACGUGCUCCUCGCCUAUCUGGGGGUCAGCUGUGUCCUCUUUGUCAUUGCCAGGUUCAGCCCUUACGAGUGGUACGAUGCUCACCCCUGCAAUCCCGGCUCCGAGGUGGUGGAAAACAACUUCACUCUGCUGAACAGCUUCUGGUUCGGGAUGGGGUCCUUGAUGCAGCAAGGGUCGGAACUGAUGCCCAAAGCCCUAUCAACCCGCAUCAUCGGGGGCAUCUGGUGGUUCUUCACACUCAUCAUCAUCUCGUCCUACACGGCCAACCUGGCUGCCUUUCUGACCGUGGAGCGCAUGGAAUCACCCAUCGACUCUGCUGAUGACCUGGCCAAGCAAACCAAAAUCGAGUAUGGGGCUGUGAAGGAUGGGGCCACCAUGACCUUCUUCAAGAAAUCCAAGAUCUCCACCUUUGAGAAGAUGUGGGCCUUCAUGAGCAGCAAGCCAUCGGCACUGGUGAAGAACAAUGAGGAGGGUAUCCAGAGGACCCUGACAGCCGACUACGCCCUGCUCAUGGAGUCCACGACCAUCGAGUACGUCACCCAGAGGAACUGCAACCUUACCCAGAUCGGGGGCCUCAUCGACUCCAAGGGCUACGGCAUUGGCACGCCCAUGGGCUCCCCGUACCGGGACAAGAUCACCAUCGCCAUCCUGCAGCUGCAGGAGGAAGACAAGCUGCACAUCAUGAAGGAGAAGUGGUGGAGAGGCAGUGGGUGUCCUGAGGAGGAGAACAAAGAGGCCAGUGCCCUGGGUAUCCAGAAGAUUGGAGGCAUCUUCAUCGUCCUGGCCGCCGGGCUGGUCCUAUCCGUGCUGGUGGCUGUGGGCGAGUUUGUGUACAAGCUCCGCAAAACAGCAGAGCGAGAGCAGCGUUCCUUCUGCAGCACCGUAGCCGAUGAGAUCCGUUUCUCCCUUACCUGCCAGCGUCGGGUCAAGCACAAGCCACAGCCUCCCAUGAUGGUCAAGACUGACGCUGUCAUCAACAUGCACACAUUCAAUGACCGCCGGCUUCCGGGCAAGGACAGCAUGGCCUGCAGCACAUCAUUGGCCCCCGUGUUCCCCUAGGCACAGGUGGGGUGGGGACCAAAGGCCUGGGAGCAGGGCAGAGGAAAGCAAGAAGAAGGGAAGGCACCUCCCCUGUGCCCACACUGUGCUUGGGGGCCAGAGCUGCUGCCUGCCUACUGGGCCAGGAGCCCUCUGCCUUUACCUCCUAGAAAACCAGCAGGCCCCUAGGCCAGCUGCUUGGGUCUCACUCGCCUCUCGUUUCUUCUGUGGGUUUCUAAAGCUGCCAGUCGAGACAGCCAAGGCCAAAGGAAGCACAUGCCUCUCUCAGGCCAAACUCACCUGCCCCUCAACUCUCCUCAACAGUCAGAAGUUUCUACCAUGGCCUUGCAGAGGCCAAAGAAAAUGGGAAACAGCUUACAUGUUGUCUCUCCCUCCCCCACAAGCCCAAGCCUCCUGGACCAUGGCCGUGAGACCAGAGACACAAACCUUGGGCACCUUAAGGAUUGUAGUGUGGCUGCCAGUGGAAGCUGAAGAUGGGGCAUGGCCACCCCACUUGUCUUGGGCAGAAGAAAGACUUCAUCCCUUAGGGGCUUCUCAUGUAGCCCUGGUCUCUUGGACUUGGCACCAUGUGUGGCAGCCUUCAUCUUGGCAAAAUCGUAGGCAGAGAGCCCCAUAGAAGAAAAGAGGAGUCUGGGGUAUGGGAGAGAGGAGAACGCCCAAAGGCCGCCAUUUUGAAUUCUUAUAGAUGAUGUCCCAGUGGCUCCCAUUCCUCAAGGAGGUCUUCAGGAGUAUAAAGUGGAGGAGUGGUCAGAGCAAAUUUUCUAUUUUCUGGACAGAGGAUAAAGACCCCCUGAAUCUGCCACAAAGGAUGACCAGAGAUUUGUCGAUAUUUGAAGCCAGAGGAAUAGUGGAUUCCAUGGAAAUCCUGUAGGCCCUUGAGCCAUUGGGUCUUAUUUUGCCAGUUACUGAGCUGUUUUCUAAACCCUAGUGGCAUUUGAGAGCUUGGGUUCUUUGCCAUCUACUCAUCAACAGCUCCCUAUUCCUGGCCAGUUGACCUUGACUUCCUUCUGUCACCUUGGAAGGAGAGGAAAAGCCAAGAUUGAAGUGAAAGUCAUCACCCCUCCUCAAAGAAGGAUCCAGGUCCUACUGCACAGGAUAAUUUGGGGGGUAGAUGGGGAAGGCCAGAGGGGCCCUAAAGAACUCUUGGCCUCCUGGACUUACCAAACCUGAAGACGUUCCCCAGAAAGGAAAAUUUUCAGGGACAGGAUAUCAGAGCUCAUAGAGGCCCCAAGGAUGGGGAAAGAAAAGCUGCCUCCUGGAGAAUUAACCAAAGACCCCACAUAGAGACACAGGCCAUCUAGGUCCCGAUUUCUUGUCCAGAGCAGCUUGGACCUAGUGGGGUUUGGGGGUACAGCAAAGAAAUAGUACCAGAUGAGGUACCAGUGAAGGCCAGACCAGAUAACCUGUGGGUUCUAGCUAGGUAGAAUGGAUGCUCUAGAAGUCUGUGACUAAGAUUCUGGAAAAAGAAUGAGACAUGGAAGGGUUAGGAGCAAAGUGUCCUUAAAGAGAAUACGACAGGACCAGCAGGGCUUCCCACAGCCAAGGGCAGAGGGCAGUCUUGGAGCAGCAGAGGGAAGGCCGAAGAUUCUGGACAGGGACCCAGAAGACACUUGUAUCCCCCUUCCACCUCUCUCCUGUUUCUGCCUGGGGAGUCUGGUUAGGGAAGAGCUACAUUUAGAUCUCAAGGACCUUCUCAGCUGGGGUGAAGGAUAAUCUCUAGCUCCCCCCCUUCCAGGGGCUCCCAAAGCAGGAGAGCGCAGUAGGCUCAUGUGAUAAAUACCAUUCCUCCUCCAAACUGUGAGCUGCAGGACCAAACCAGCUGGUUCCCAUGCUCCCAGCAGCGCCAGCAGGCUGUGUGCUGGGGAGGUGGGAAAAGAGAGCUGGACGCGCAGCCUCGCCAACACACUUAAUGACAGGAGAAGCCAUGUUGUCGUGAGCUUGUGUGUGGGAGUGCGUGUGGAUGCACAUAUGUGUAUCUGUGUGUGUGUGAGCUCUGGGGAGCUGGGGGUCAGGAACAGAUUUGGACAUGAAAGAGAGUCCAAGACAUGCAAUAAUAGAAGCCUUUGGAUUCUGAGGUGUGUGCACACACGUGUGUGAAUCUGGGAUGAGGGAGACAAAUCUGGACAAGCAGCAGAGCCCCACACACAGGAAAACAGGAGAAGCCAUGUCUUACUAGGGUCCUGGGGAGUAUACACAUGUAUACACCCAUGAACGAGUGUGUAUGUUUAUGUGUGCAUGCGUGUGUGUGUGCAUG